Trichobilharzia szidati is the source of this 1589-nucleotide messenger RNA. Lineage: Eukaryota; Metazoa; Platyhelminthes; Trematoda; Strigeidida; Schistosomatidae. The record is from the annotation of a GenBank genome assembly.
GUCAGUAUUUUUUAAUUGCGAAUUAAAUCCCUUGUUUCAUCUGCCAAUAGGCAGCUCUAUAGAGCUGACCAGUCAUGCUGCUCAGCUGGGUCGUGGUCAAGCCGUGUUAACACUUACUGUUUUCCAAAUCCUUAGCGAAUUUUGUUUAUGAUGCUGCGGGGAUAAAUGUCUCUAAUUGGUGGAUAUAAUGCAUUUUAUGUAUCGACUGCUGCUACCACGUGGUAGUUGGGCUUGCAUAUUAGUCACUACUUUGCAUUUUUUACUUUCUUCGGUUGCAUUGUUUGCUACAUGGAUUGUGGCAACUCAAACUGCUGCAAUCGGUGCAAAGUUCUGUGUUGAAACCAGUCAUUUAUGGGCAUAUAUUUGCUUACCUGUAUACGUACAUAGAACUUGGGGCAAACUUCCGGCGCACUGUAGAGACCUUGGGGAAGACUGCAGAUUACUGUCCCACGUUCUGCAAUGCACCCGAAGGAAAUGCUAGCUGGGACAUACAUAGUUCGAGAUAUCACUUGUAAAUAUAUCUCUGAGGAAACCCACAGCAAUGCCUAACGAUACUCGAAGAGAACUUCUCCUUGGCAUAGAUAACAUGCUUACUGAGUUAAUUCAAGCUGUCCGACUUGAACGUAAAGCUUAUGAUCAUACUUUCAAUGAACCCGACAAAUCGCCAGGUAUAAAUAAAGUACCUGAAUCACAUAUGAGCCAUACUAAAUCGAAAAAUGAAGAAAAGCCCUUUCAAUCAACCGUAUGUAAAGCUACACAAACUCUACCUCAGCCAUUAACGUCUCACCUGUCUGAUCUUCCAAAAACUAAUAAUAAAUCAAAGCUAAAGUAUGCCUCACAGAGAAAGUCUGGUGUUGCAAAGCAUUCAUCAACCAACAUUUCUCCAUCUUUACAUCAGUCCUGUUGUUUACUGAAAUCACACUGUUGUGAAGUAGUCGGUAGUGACAAUUAUUAUACUACAGUGUCUUCAUCUCAUUCAAAUUCACUGUUCAGUUGCAGUUGUAAACAUUAUCAAGAAACAUAUUGUUCCACUCCUAGAUAUCCAAAUGUUGAUCUCACUCCAAGUGGAUAUAUUUCAUCAAAGCUUAUUAAAACUCCUGUCAAUAAAUGCUGUAUGUCUUCUACAAGUGGUUGUUCAACUGGAUGUUCUACAUGUUGUCGUAAAUACUCAAAUUAUUCCCCGUCUAAUGAAUUAUUAUCUCAUUGUAAAUCUGAUUAUUCUUGUUCUUGUUGUAUGCACACUUCAUUGAAACAUUCAUAACACACUGCAUCAUCCUACUUUGGUGUAAUUGUACAGAGAAAAAAUAUUUUUUCUUCAAGCAUUUUGUAAUUUCCUACUCUCCUUUUUUUUUUAAAUUACCUUGCCUCAUCUUUUGACAUUAAUAUUUCGUUGACCACAAUUAAUCUCUUUGUACAUAGGUCCCUAUUUAUGCGAUCCUCAAUAAACUACUACCUAAAAACCUCAUAACGAAUUAGUACAAAGUGGAGAUGUAGCUCUUUGGUUCAAACUCUCUGUUUUUAUUCGAUGGGCCGUGGCAUCGAGUCCCACUCUGUCUGUUUCUACAUUGGCAUCUAGGUAGCAUUUAUUG